Messenger RNA from Octopus sinensis (East Asian common octopus), 2749 nucleotides. RefSeq names its product glutamate receptor U1-like. Gene Ontology annotation, cellular component: plasma membrane. The coding region runs from base 436 to 2727 and encodes 763 amino acids. Lineage: Eukaryota; Metazoa; Mollusca; Cephalopoda; Octopoda; Octopodidae. The transcript is spliced from 14 exons. Gene Ontology annotation, molecular function: glutamate-gated receptor activity. The record is from RefSeq and is a predicted model, not a curated record. Gene Ontology annotation, biological process: monoatomic ion transport.
UUUUCGUAUACAAACAUUAGACCUGAGGCUGUUUGUCAUAAAGACGAAGUUUUAUUUCUUAUGGUUUGUUGGGUUUAAAGAAGAGAGAAAUAAAAAGCACGAGAAGAAGAAGGAAGAAACACGGCAAGAAAGAAAAGAAGAAGGAGGAUAAAAGUAAAGAAAGAAACUAUAAAAUCGCAAUAAUUCUACGAACAACAUGCGGCUGGUUCACCUGCUGAGGUCAUUGGGUCUGCUGGUUUUGUCAUCUGUGCUCACCUAUGGAUUGCAUUCACCGAAAAAGGUACAUACUAUAGGCAUCCUUGUUGAAAAGACGCUCUCCUGGAUGGUGAUGUCUUCUCACAAAAUUCUAAACACCAGCACAUGUGAUGCAGAUACUUGGCAGUUGGGGCUGUGAAAGUGGUGCAUGAUGUCUUUCAAAGCAACGAUUUGCCAAGCAUGCAGAACUGCAUUGCGAAGAUGCAGGCAGAGGGUGUCGCAGGAAUCGUAGUAUUAGCCAUGUGUGACAACCAACUCUUGCUACAUCAACUUCUGAGGCAGAAAAAUAUUCCUCACGUCCCGGUUCCUUCGACGUAUUGUUACCGCGAUCAUUUCGAGGAAGGUCGCUCCCCUUGGCGCUUACGUCAACGCGCCUCGACGUUGAGCCUAGUCAUAAAAGACACGAUCAAAGCACUUAAUUUUCUUGCCAUUAAAGAGAUUAUCAUUUUCACUGACGGAACUUACAACAUCAAUCAAGCCAGUGUCAUCUUACAGAGUCUUUCAGAAGAAAAUAUUAGAUUUAUGGCUUACCAAGUGAACUAUACCAAUGCCAGCUAUAAAAGCGUACUGGAAUGGACAAAGAAAUCCAUUAAACGAACCUACUUUCUACUGUUGACCUAUGGUCAAGGGUCAAUGGAAAUACUAAACUGUGCAAGAGACUUGGAACUAAUCCGUUACAACACAUUUUGGAUAAUUGCCAACUUGGACAUGAAUAUCGAGGAGUUAAAAACUCUUGACCUGCAGAAUGUUCGAGCAAACAUCCUCUACAUAAAGAAGCCUUGUAUUUCUUCAUCCGUAGGCAUAUCUGGUGAGCAGAAUGGAUUUAAUAUAUCAAUUACCGACAAUUAUCUGCUGCAAACGGUAUCCCGUUACUUUACAUACUGUCUGAAUAUGAGCGAGACGACACCUCAACCAUCCGAAAUAUGGCAAGCGGAGCUGUUCUUCCCAAUUGCAGAGAUGGAGUUUGACGAAACCAACGACAACAUGUUUAUGGUUGAUCCAGAAGAGGUUGUCGAUCGAAAAUACGAUAUAUUCCGUGUAGAUGGCUACGAAGAGGAGCCCACCUACAAGCGAAUAGGAGAGUGGUGUUCUGAAGUAGGUUUAGUUUUCAUGGUGACGCCUAUAGACGCAAGGGAUGUCUUUCCCAACGCUUUACCUGGAUUGGGUAACGCAACCCUAAAGGUUGGAACCGUCGUGCUGGCCCCAUACAUCACUCGAGUAAACGGUACCGGAUGGGAAGGAUUUUGUAUCGAUAUACUCAAUGAAAUGAGUAGUACCAUGAACUUCAAUUAUGUACUGCAAGAACCUGAAGACAAGAUGUUCGGUGUUUAUGAUAAUGCAACACAUAACUGGACUGGAGUUAUAGGAAUGGCAUACAACAACGAGGUCGAUCUCGGAAUCGGACCUAUUACACUGACAGCCCAUCGUUUUGAAUACAUUGACUUCACGCAUCCGUUCUCUGAAGACGGAAUUGGCAUCGCCUACAGACUGGAAGAUGACCGUGUCUCCAUGGACAUGAUAUUUCGACCAUUUCAAUUGUGGGUUUGGAUACUAACGCCUGGUGCCAUAUUUUUUGUCGGUAUCUUCCUGACAGUAAUAAACAAGAUCAGCGCCAUAUUCAGAUCUACCAAAGCGUGCGAAGAAUUAAACUGUUCCUACUACGAGAAUUGCUGGUACACGUUGGGAACAGCCCUCAUGCAAGGUCAAAACAACGAACCAAAGAACGUAUCUGGUCGAAUCGUGAUCAUCUUCUGGUGGCUAUUUGUCAUCCUGUUGACCACCUACUACACAGCCUUCUUAGCUGCUAUUCUUACCGUCAAAGUCUCCAAAUUAUCCAUCACAAGUCUAGAAGAUUUAGCACAUCAUCCUUCUAUAAAGCCCAUAACGCUCUCCGGAUCAACGUGGUGGUCAUAUUUUUUGAAAUCACGGAAUCCAUCGUAUCGGACGAUUGGUCGAGAGAUCCGCAGGAGUCCGAAUGUCACAGAUACUGCCAGGAUAAUGGAAAUGGUGUUGACCGAAAACUUUGCUUAUGUCAUGGACAGCUCAGUGGUGAGGUAUUUCGCUGCAAAGGACAAGAAGGCCUAUGCAUUCGUCGAAGAGAAAGGUUACAGGCAGAGCCUAGGGUUCAUCACGCCAAAACACUCAGCAAUUCGAGAAAUGCUUUCUUUCAAUAUCAUUAAAUUUCAAGAGCUGGGUCUAAUUGAAAAAUGGCGAAGGCAAUGGUGUAACUGUACCAAGCAACUUUUGUUGCGAAAAUCUGUUGAAACUAAAGCUUUGGCCUUGGAGGACCUAGGUGGCGCUUUCACGGUAGCCGGUGGUACGGCAUUGGCUAGUAUUGUUUUGGCAUUCAUGGAAAAAGUUAUAAGCAAAUACAGAAAAAGCAAAGUCCUUGAAACGCCCAUAGAAGAAAGAAAUGAGCAGAAAGACUUAGAACAAUCUUCUAUAAGACUAAAACUGUUCCGUAGACGUUGAAGUAUUUUUUAGAAUUUUAGAA